This is a messenger RNA of Protopolystoma xenopodis, 438 nucleotides long. The record is from the annotation of a GenBank genome assembly. NCBI's taxonomy places the organism in Eukaryota, Metazoa, Platyhelminthes, Monogenea, Polystomatidea, Polystomatidae.
AUGUUCUCGAUCGUUUGCAAAAAGUCAUAUGUAUCCUCCGUCGUUUACUUUCAUGAGCAUUUUGCUAGUUUGUGUAAUGCUCCAUACUUGUUGUUGACGAUGGCACCUUGCUCUGAUGAUGUGCGUCUGAUGACGGGCGAAAGCUUAGCACCUUUUCACCGGAAUCGAAGGAGGUUAACUCGGGAACAGCGCCAGUAUGAAUCUUCCAGUAAAGUCAAUCGUCAGCUGGUCAAGAGGGAUCCGCCGUUGUCUUCUGGUGGAACAGACCUUCAAAUCUCUUCACCCAACACUUUCACUCGAAAUGGAAGCAAGCUUAACAAUUAUGAAGCAAGGAAUUCCUCUAAACCCAACUUUUCUUCCUUCCUUAUGAUACUUUCCAUUUUCUUCGUGUACUGUUUCCUGUCCAUUACAACCAUCGCUCCUCCUUUAUCCGCUUGA